Messenger RNA from Mus pahari (shrew mouse), 1278 nucleotides. RefSeq names its product translation initiation factor IF-2-like. The coding region runs from base 1 to 1278 and encodes 425 amino acids. NCBI's taxonomy places the organism in Eukaryota, Metazoa, Chordata, Mammalia, Rodentia, Muridae. The transcript is spliced from 2 exons. The record is from RefSeq and is a predicted model, not a curated record.
AUGCCAGUGCUUCCUUCGUCUGGGAUCGCCGGGUGGGAGCCUAGAUUCGAAAAAAAUCUCCAACCCCAGCCGUUCACUCCGGGAAGGCGCCCGGCCAGCGGCGCCGCCCGGCGGCCCAGCCAGGUCUCCCGGGACGCUCGCAGAGUCCCCCCCACCCCCCAGGCUCCCCAGGCCGGGCGCUGGGGACGCUCGGCGGCCCGUUCCUGCCUGCCAUCCGAACCAGACGGUCCCCGCGGCCCGCCCAGCCCGCCCGCCGCCUCGGGGCGCGGAUUCCACCCGCUGGGUCUCCCGGCCGCCCCACCCCCGGCAGGGGCGCCCCUCGAGCCUGACCGACUGACCCGCGCUCCGCUGGCCCACACGCACCGGGUCGUCCUCUGCUUCCCGCCGCGCCCCGCUCCCCCGCCCGAGCCUGCAGCCGCCUGGCUCGCCGAGUCCAGCCGCGGCCGCCGGUUCCCGCCCCCAGCCCGGGGGGAGCCCAGGGGGCAGGACGGGGAGGGAGGACGUGGCGCGCAGAGGUGGCCAGAGGCGGGCGGGGAGUGUCCCCAAGAGGCCCCGGCGGGGGCGGGGGCGACCGGUCGCCCAGGGACCCUCCCCGCGAGCAUCCCGGGUCCCGGGUCGCAGCCCGGCACCCCCAAGGGGGCCGAGGCAGCCCCGACUCCCAGCUCUGCGCGCACGCACGCCCUCCUCCCUCCACCAUAUGGAAAUCUACAGCCUCCCAAAGUGACACGUCGAAGAUUCCUCGGCCUGGCCGCGCGCCCUCCCCCUCCCGGGCAGCGGUCCUGCCGCGGGGAUCUGGGCGGGGGAGCGGAUUCUUCGGAGCGACGGCCCCGGGGAGGAGGGGAACUGCGAGCCCCGCAUCCUCCGCUUUCUUCCCCGGCAAGCGGGGGCUGGAGGGGCCGCCCCUUACCCGGCCGGGAGCUUCGGGCAGCCGAGCGGUCGCGGCGCGAUCGGGACUCGGCAGCCAAGUUUUUCCUCGGGCAUCCCCGAGUGCUCCGGGGCCGGGAGCGCACUCGUGCAGACUCGGAGUCCGGCCGGGCUCCGGAGCGCAGGGACCCGAGAGCGACUGUGGGUGGCACGUCCCCCGGCUGCCCGCCGCCGCUCCCGCACGCCUUACCUCCCCUCAGGCUGAAACGGGGCUCCGGGUGCCCGCAAUCCGGGUCGCCCACGCCGUCCCAGCCAGCCGCCCGCGGGAUCCCCGCCGUCCCCUGCGCCGUCCCCUGCGCCGCUCCCGCCGCUGCUCUCCGCCGCCUCCUCGGGCCGCCGCCGCUGCUCAAAUAA